This is a messenger RNA of Mixia osmundae IAM 14324, 3072 nucleotides long. RefSeq lists its product as uncharacterized. Bases 1 to 3072 code for a protein of 1023 amino acids. Gene Ontology annotation, cellular component: recycling endosome. Lineage: Eukaryota; Fungi; Basidiomycota; Mixiomycetes; Mixiales; Mixiaceae. Gene Ontology annotation, molecular function: guanyl-nucleotide exchange factor activity. The record is from RefSeq and is a predicted model, not a curated record. The transcript has 7 exons.
AUGAAGGCGACCAAGCGCUACAGCUCCUUGGCCGUCGAGUCUGAGGACUCUGAUCUGGGCUCACUCGCAAGCCUAGACCUGGGCGCACUGUCUCCCACUCAACCCACUGAAUCUCGUUUCCAGCAUGCACAGCACGAUCUCUGCCCUGGCUCGGGGUCGAGCGCGACCCUGCGACAGGCGAGCGAGCCUCGCUCUAGUCUGGCAACGCUCAAGAUACCUUCACAGAGCAGCAUAGACCUUCUCCGCACACAGAAUCGUAGACCGGGGGGUCACAUCCGGCGACGAUCAUCCAUUGACUCGGCAUUGUCACCCUCCUUGCGUCGCGCACCAAGUACAUCCUCGCUUCGCGUAGAUCAGGACUACCUCGCCCGCAAAAUCCCCUUGCCUGCCCAGGUCCUGUCAGAUAUCGACCUAGCGCGGCUGAGACGCUGGGUCGUCGCCUUCAUGACCGUCCAGUUUGAUAUAGACAACGGGCCGCUGCUUGACAACAUUUGGCCGCCGUACGCCUUGACAUCGGAGGAGCGCAUGACUGUCGCAUUCGCGUCCUUUCCAGACUCUUCCAGUCAGCGAUUGCAGCUCGGCGCACAGACAUUUGUCUGGCGGCUGCCCGGCAAUGACGGCAAAUCCAUUUGGGGCGCGGUUUUUUUCGAUCGCGCAAGAGCAGCCGACGCGAAAAGAGGUUUUCAUCAGAGAUCGCUUGUUAUCGGGACGAGUGUCGAUGCUCCCGGACUAUUCAGCUAUCUGGUGACCGCACUGGGUCAGCGCUUUCUUGGCCGUUCCGAAGGCGCCGCAGCAAUAGCCCACGCAGCACAAAAUAUCAUCAAUUGGCCUUCGCCUUCGCAACUUGGCGGCUGGGCUAACGUUCCUUUCCUUGGCAAGAACCUCAAUGUCCUCAAUACUGCUAUUGCUGAAGCCCAGCAAAAGCCUCCCUUGCAGCACCAUGUGAUCGCCAAUGUGCCCCUCAGACCUCUUUCACAGGUGUUCGCGGGCCACAUCAGCGAACUCUGGACUAUAUGGGAGCUACUCAUCCUCGGCGAGCCUAUCCUCGUUUACGCUGCCGGCGACGCAGCACGCGCGAGCGACACAGUCAUGUGGCUUCGGAGCCUCGUCAGGCCGCUGCCUUUCGACGGUGAGCUGCGACCGUAUCUGACUCUGCAAGACCACGACUUUGCCAAAGUGUGCAUCAAAACAAAACCGAGGCCCGGACUACUGGUCGGAACAAGCAAUGGCAUCAUUCGCAAGGCGUGUCAGCAUUGGCCACACGUGAUCACUUUCGCCGCAGAUGGCCAUGGACGCGUCCUGUCGUCCACGCAUCGGCGCUGUACUCGACGCGAUGAUGCGGUGCUGCAAGCUGCUGAGCAGGCAGCAGCCGCAGGGAAUUUCAUUGCCGCAGACGAUGCUCUGUGCUGCCAUUUUCGCGCGCUGACGGAGCGUUUUUUGGCGCCUCUAUCUCACUACGUGUCUGAUCUGCGACGAUCGCCUGCUCAGAGGUCAAUGGCUUUCCACGAGACGGAUUUCCUGAAAGCAUUGAGAUCCCAAGGCUCGCCUCUGGUGUUUCGCAUGCGUUCUUUCGACGGUGAGCAGAAGAAGCGAUCCGUAGCGUGGAAGCCGCGCUGGCUCCGCCGCCCGACUCAGCUCGUCGCGCUCACCCUCUUCGCCUGCAUUGCACUAUCAACCGUCUUGGCAUUGCCAAGUCAGCACGUACAAGCCAGAGCGACGGAGCAGCUACUACGUGUCGUGGAAAGUCUGAAGACGCACGCAAGCCUCUAUCCGGCUGACGUCCUCAGUCAUGCUAGUGCUCGUAAAUCGGACUGGCCCGAUUGGUAUCGCCAAGCAGGUCACCUGUCGAAAUAUCUGCUAAGACGUGAGGUACCCCUGGACCGGACCCUGUUCGUCAUCAUUGCGGACCACACCUACGUGCCUGCCAUUCGCAACUUUGAUCAGGUACUCAGGCAGCAUGGCCACAGUGACGCUGUCGUGACAUUGUGCCUUUCGAUCGACUGUAUCGAUAGACUAGAAGAGCAUAGUCUUAUCGGUUACCAUGGCUAUCUCAAUCAAUCAGUCGCCGAUAUCAAGCUGCAUUCCAACAUAGACCUGGCUAAAACGGGCUACAAUUUUGUGUUUGCCGACGGAGAUGUCUACUUGAACCCUGCAUUUGAUCCCUUGCACGGCAUGCUACCACUCAGCGAUCAAAGUUGGGACAUACAGAUGAGCUGGGAACGCAACCGCAAUCAAACGAAUAUCGGCUGGUACUUCAUCCGCUCUUCAGAUUAUUCCAUCGGUUAUCUCGAGCGCUGUCUGGAAACGAUGACACGUAAGCCAGGCUGGGACCAAGCCAUCUACGACAACGAGUAUAAACGUCUGCGCAAGGAAGCCGAGUACAAGGGCGAGCUUGACACGCUGCGUAUCAAGAUCUUAUCUUGCGAGAACAACAUGAGCUGGAUGCGCGAACCCUGGCAAGCUACAUACGGCAAUGCUACUGCAAUGGCUGCACAUGUGGCGCAAGCCACUACAAUUCACUUCACGUGCAUAGAGAAGAAUGUCAAAUUGCUCUUUGCCCAUCUUUGGGGAUUAUGGCAAGAUCUGGAUGGCUACUACAGUCGGCCACGGCCGUUGCUACGCUUGCCUCACCUCAAUGGGACCGUCGAUGAGCUCAGACAGCAAUGGACAUUCGCACGCCGGCUCGGCACUGAGACCGGCCGACAAGUCAUCUUUCCGGAAUACGUCACUCUCUUUCUAGAUACUCGGGCGGAGGAGCGGCCGGGCUUCCGCGUGUUCUAUAUCGAUGGCGACGAACUGCUUCAUUCCAUCGUGUCUAGCAGUUUCACCGAGAUACGAGAGGCACGCGGUUUGUCUGCUCUCUCGGAGCAGGACGUGAAACCAGACACAAGUCUUGCUGCGCUCAAGGACGCUAUCAGCCGAUUCAGCUCGGAGACUAUCGCCGUGCUGCCUGACUUUUCGGUCGCCGCCAGAAUUUAUGCGGAGAGCAGUCGUCCGCAGAUGCUACCCAUGUGCGAAUUUAUCGAUUGGCCUCGCGAAGGCUGUUUGCGAGUCUGCGGCAAUCCGGCUUAG